AUGUCUCUCAUCAACAGCAACUUGGUUCUUCUUGUGUUAGCAAUUUCAGCUCUCAUGGUCAGUACAACAACAUUCGCAGCUGCAAGGGAAUUGCCAACAGCGAUACGUUACCCAGGUCAUAACUUAGCAGCUCGGAUCAAUGCGGAUGAUGGUGGUGCUGGCAUGGUUGAGUGCUGGAAUGCGCUGUAUGAGUUACGGUCUUGCACUAACGAAAUUAUACUUUUCUUCAUGGAUGGCGAGAUGUAUCUAGGUCUUGAAUGUUGUAGAGCUAUCCGUACCAUAACUCGCGACUGCUGGCCUUCUAUGCUUACUUCUGUGGGUUUUACUGCUGAAGAGGGAGACAUUUUACGUGGUUAUUGUGAUGCUCCGCACUUGGCUGCACCGCGAUCUUCACACGUACCCAUGCUUCCACCGGUACAGGCUCCUGCUCAGUCACCAUAUAUCUCGGGACCAAGUACUGCCCCAGUAUUCGUUGAAUAG
Molecule: messenger RNA, 480 nt
Organism: Papaver somniferum (opium poppy)
Lineage: Eukaryota; Viridiplantae; Streptophyta; Magnoliopsida; Ranunculales; Papaveraceae
Product: egg cell-secreted protein 1.2-like
Exons: 1
Coding region: 1-480 (159 amino acids)
Biological process (GO): double fertilization forming a zygote and endosperm
Source: RefSeq, a predicted model, not a curated record